CGUGGGGGCGCCGGCUGCGCCUGCGGAGAAGCGGCGGCCGCCGAGCGGGAGCCGUGCGGGGAGCCGGAAAUGGUCGUGGACUGCGUCUGUGCGGCUGCGUGGGGCUCGGCCGCGCGGACUGAAGGAGACUGAAGGCCCUCGGAUGCCCAGAACCUGUAGGCCGCACCGUGGACUUAUUCUUAACCAAGGGGGUGCUGGGGGGACCCUGAUGUGGCACCAAAUGAAAUGAACAAACCUCCACAGCCCACAGGCCCCCCACCCGCCCCGUCCCCUGGACUCCCACAGCCAGCGUUUCCCCCGGGGCAGACAGCACCGGUGGUGUUCAGUACGCCACAAGCGACACAAAUGAACACGCCUUCUCAGCCCCGCCAGGGAGGAUUCAGGUCUCUGCAGCACUUCUACACUAGCCGGGCCCAGCCCCCGAGCAGUGCAGCCUCCCGAGUGCAGAGUGCAGCCCCCGCCCGCCCUGGCCCAGCUGCCCAUGUCUACCCUGCCGGAUCCCAAGUAAUGAUGAUCCCUUCCCAGAUCUCCUACCCAGGCUCCCAGGGGGCCUACUACAUCCCUGGACAGGGGCGAUCUACUUAUGUUGUCCCGACACAGCAGUAUCCCGUGCAACCAGGAGCCCCAAGCUUUUAUCCGGGUGCAAGCCCUACCGAGUUUGGGACUUACGCUGGCGCCUACUAUCCAGCCCAGGGUGUGCAGCAGUUUCCCACUGGAGUGGCCCCCGCUCCGGUUUUGAUGAACCAGCCCCCCCAUAUUGCUCCCAAGAGAGAGCGGAAGACGAUCCGAAUUCGAGAUCCAAACCAAGGCGGGAAGGAUAUCACAGAGGAGAUCAUGUCUGGGGCCCGCACCGCCUCCACCCCCACCCCUCCCCAGACGGGAGGCGGUCUGGAGCCUCAGGCUAAUGGGGAGACUCCCCAGGUGGCUGUCGUCGUCCGGCCAGAUGACCGGUCGCAGGCAGCGAUCAUCGGGGGCCGGCCCGGGCUGCCGGGCCCAGAGCACAGUCCUUCCGAAUCCCAGCCAUCGUCACCUUCUCCGACCCCGUCACCACCCCCGAUCCUGGAGCCGGGGUCUGAGCCCAACCUCACCGUCCUCUCUCUUCCCGGGGACACGAUGACGACGGGGAUGAUCCAGAUGUCUGUAGAAGACUCCAGCCCUGUGGCGCAUGAAGCCGGGGAGCCGUACUGCCUCUCUCCAGAGCCCCCUCCCCUCGCUGAACCUAUCCUGGAAGUCGAAGUGACGCUGAGCAAACCGAUCCCAGAGUCUGAGUUCUCUUCCAGCCCUCUCCAGGUGCCCGCUCCCCUGGCAUCUCACCCGGUGGAAAUUCUUCCUGAGCCCAAUGGCAUUGACGCAUCGGAGGACCGGGAGCCGGAGGUGGACUCCGCCGCCGAGCUUGCUCCGCUCUCUCCUCCAGCUGGUCCCUCAGAGCCGCCCUUGCCCGCGGCUCCGACUGCCCAACCAGAGGAACUGCUCAACGGAGCCCCCUCGCCACCAGCUGCGGACUUGAGCCCCGUCAGUGAGCCCAAGGAGCUGGCCAAGGAGGCCCCGGCCCCGGCCCCAGCCCCGGCGGCUCCACCCGCUGCCGCCCCCUCUGCCCCGCCAGCGGCCGUCCCUGCUCAGGAGGAGGAAAUGGAGGAAGAGGAGGAAGAGGAAGAAGAAGGAGACCCAGGAGAAGCCGAGAGUGAGAAGGGAGGGGAGGAAGUGCUCCCCGCAGAGAGCGCCCCUGCCCCCGUGCACCCGUCCCAGAACUCGGAGGCGUCCACAGCGACCCAAGUGGCAGUGUUUGUGCCAAAGAGGAGACGGAAAAUGAAGGAUCUCAAUAAGAAGGAAGCUGUCGGAGACCUACUGGAUGCCUUCAAGGAGGCGAACCCGGGAGUGCCAGAGGCGGAGAACCAGCCGCCACCCACGGGCAGCAAUCCCGGCCCAGAGCCAGAGGGCAGCGGCGCCCCGGCUCGGUCUGAGGAGACGGAGGAGACGUGGGACUCCAAGGAAGACAAAAUCCAGAAUGCCGAGAACAUCCAGCCCGGGGAGCAGAAGUAUGAGUACAAGUCAGACCAGUGGAAGCCUCUCAACCUGGAGGAAAAGAAGCGCUAUGACCGAGACUUCCUGCUUGGCUUCCAGUUCAUCUUCGCCAGCAUGCAGAAGCCAGAGGGCUUGCCCCAUAUCAGCGAUGUGGUGCUGGACAAGGCCAAUAAAACGCCACUGCGGCCGCUGGAUCCCACUCGGCUCUCGGGCAUCAAUUGUGGCCCAGACUUUACUCCGCCCUUUGCCAACCUUGGCCGACCAGCUGUCAGCACCCGAGGGCCCCCAAGGGGUGGGCCAGGUGGGGAGCUGCCCCGCGGGCCGGCUGGUCUGGGACCCCGGCGCUCCCAGCCGGGCCCCCGGAAGGAACCACGCAAGAUCAUUGCCACGGUGUUAAUGACUGAAGACAUCAAACUGAACAAAGCCGAGAAGGCCUGGAAACCCAGCAGCAAGAGGACGGCGGCCGACAAGGACCGUGGGGAGGAAGACGCUGACGGCAGCAAGACCCAGGACCUGUUCCGCAGGGUGCGCUCCAUCCUGAAUAAGCUCACGCCCCAGAUGUUCCAGCAGCUGAUGAAGCAGGUGACCCAGCUGGCCAUCGACACGGAGGAGCGCCUCAAAGGGGUCAUCGACCUCAUCUUCGAGAAGGCCAUCUCAGAGCCCAACUUCUCUGUGGCCUAUGCCAACAUGUGCCGCUGCCUCAUGGCGCUGAAAGUGCCCACUACAGAAAAGCCAACGGUGACUGUGAAUUUCCGAAAGCUGUUGUUGAAUCGGUGUCAGAAGGAGUUUGAAAAAGACAAAGAUGACGACGAGGUGUUUGAGAAGAAGCAGAAGGAGAUGGACGAAGCCGCUACGGCAGAGGAACGGGGGCGGCUGAAGGAAGAGCUGGAAGAGGCUCGAGAUAUAGCCCGCCGGCGCUCAUUAGGGAAUAUCAAGUUUAUUGGGGAGCUGUUCAAGCUGAAGAUGCUGACGGAAGCCAUCAUGCACGACUGCGUGGUUAAGCUCCUUAAGAACCACGAUGAGGAGUCCCUCGAAUGCCUUUGCCGUCUGCUCACUACCAUUGGCAAAGACUUGGACUUUGAAAAGGCGAAGCCCCGGAUGGAUCAGUAUUUCCAGCAGAUGGAAAAAAUCAUCAAAGAAAAGAAGACUUCUUCCCGAAUCCGCUUCAUGCUGCAGGACGUGCUGGACCUGCGGCGGAGCAACUGGGUGCCGCGCCGAGGAGACCAGGGUCCGAAGACCAUCGACCAGAUCCACAAGGAGGCUGAGAUGGAGGAGCACCGGGAGCACAUCAAAGUGCAGCAGCUCAUGGCCAAGGGCGGCGACAAGCGCCGGGGAGGCCCCCCAGGUCCACCUAUCAGCCGCGGGCUGCCUCUUGUGGACGAUGGUGGCUGGAACACGGUCCCCAUCAGUAAAGGUAGCCGUCCCAUUGACACGUCACGACUCACCAAGAUCACAAAGCCUGGUUCCAUCGACUCCAACAACCAGCUCUUCGCGCCUGGAGGCCGAAUGAGCUGGGGCAAGGGCAGCAGCGGAGGCUCCACGGCUAAGCCCUCAGACGCAGCAUCAGAAGCUGCCCGAUCGACUACCAGUACCCUGAAUCGCUUCUCAGCCCUUCAGCAAGCAGUGCCCACAGAGAGCACAGACACCAGGAGGGUGGUGCAGAGGAGUAGCUUGAGCCGGGAACGGGGUGAGAAAGCCGGGGACCGAGGAGACCGCCUUGAGCGGAGUGAGCGAGGAGGUGACCGGGGGGACCGCCUCGAUCGCGCACGGACGCCGGCCACCAAGCGGAGCUUCAGCAAGGAAGUGGAGGAGCGGAGUCGAGAGCGGCCCUCCCAGCCCGAGGGCCUGCGUAAGGCGGCUAGCCUCACGGAGGACCGGGACCGCGGGCGGGAUGCUGCCAAGCGAGAAGCCGCUCUGCCCCCGGCCAGUCCCCCGAAGGCGGCGCUCUCUGAGGAGGAGCUGGAGAAGAAGUCCAAGGCCAUCAUUGAGGAGUAUCUCCAUCUCAAUGACAUGAAGGAGGCAGUGCAGUGUGUGCAGGAGCUGGCCUCGCCCUCGCUGCUCUUCAUCUUCGUGCGACACGGCGUCGAGUCCACGCUGGAGCGCAGUUCCGUGGCCCGGGAGCACAUGGGGCGGCUGCUGCACCAGCUCAUCUGUGCUGGCCACCUCUCCACGGCGCAGUACUACCGAGGGCUGUAUGAAAUCCUAGAAUUGGCUGAAGAUAUGGAGAUUGACAUCCCCCACGUGUGGCUCUACCUGGCGGAACUAGUGACCCCCAUCCUGCAGGAGGGUGGGGUGCCUAUGGGCGAGCUGUUCAGGGAGAUCACAAAGCCGCUGAGACCCCUGGGAAAAGCUGCCUCGCUGCUGCUGGAGAUCCUGGGGCUCCUGAGCAAGAGCUUGGGUCCCAAAAAGGUAGGGAUGCUGUGGCGAGAGGCUGGCCUCAGUUGGAAGGAAUUCCUGCCUGACGGCCAGGAUGUUGGUGCCUUCGUUGCUGAACAGAAGGUGGAGUACACCCUGGGCGAGGAGCCUGAAGCCCCUGGCCAGCGGUCGCUGCCCCCCGAGGAGCUGAGAAGUCAGCUGGAGAAGCUGCUGAAGGAGGGCAGCAGUAACCAGCGGGUGUUUGAGUGGAUCGAGGCCAACCUGAGCGAGCAGCAGGUCGCAUCCAACACGUUAGUCCGCGCCCUCAUGACGACGGUCUGCUACUCCGCGAUCCUCUUUGAGACGCCCCUCAAAAUCGAUGUCUCGGUGCUGAAGAUGCGAGCGAAACUACUACAGAAGUACCUGUGUGACGAGCAGAAGGAGCUGCAGGCGCUCUAUGCCCUCCAGGCCCUUGUAGUGACCUUAGAACAGCCUGCCAACCUGCUUCGGAUGUUCUUCGACGCGCUAUAUGACGAGGAUGUGGUGAAGGAGGACGCCUUCUACAGCUGGGAGAGCAGCAAGGACCCUGCUGAGCAGCAGGGCAAGGGCGUGGCCCUUAAAUCUGUCACAGCCUUCUUCAAGUGGCUUCGUGAGGCAGAUGAGGAGGAGUCUGACCACAACUGAGGGCGGGUGGGGCCGGGGCCCGGCGCCCCAUGGACACUCGAUGGCCCGGCCAGCCGCCUGGACUGCAGGGGGUGGGGGUGGCAGCAGCGGCGGCGGCGGCGGCAGUGGGUGCCUGUAGUGGAAUGUGUCUGAGCUAAUAAAGUGGCUGAAGAGGCAGGAUGGCUUGGGCUGCCAGGUGUCCCCCUCCUCCCCCGGGGCACAGAGAUAUAUUAUAUAUAAAGUCUUGAAAUUUGGUGUGUCUUGGGGGGCAGGGGGGCACCACCGCCUGCCCCUGGGGUCCUUUUUUAUUUUCUGAAAAUCACUCAUGGGACUGCCGUCCUCGCUGCUGGGGGCAUAUGCCCCAGCCCCUGCACCCCCCCUGCUGCCUGGGCAGGGGGAAGGGGGGGCACGGUGCCUGUAAUUAUUAAACAUGAAUUCAAUUAAG
Sorex fumeus (smoky shrew) is the source of this 5485-nucleotide messenger RNA. It is a transcript of the gene EIF4G1, whose product is annotated as eukaryotic translation initiation factor 4 gamma 1. The transcript has 34 exons. Lineage: Eukaryota; Metazoa; Chordata; Mammalia; Eulipotyphla; Soricidae. Bases 226 to 5061 code for a protein of 1611 amino acids. The record is from RefSeq and is a predicted model, not a curated record. Gene Ontology annotation, molecular function: protein binding; translation initiation factor activity; mRNA binding. Gene Ontology annotation, cellular component: eukaryotic translation initiation factor 4F complex.